Nicotiana attenuata is the source of this 1335-nucleotide messenger RNA. RefSeq lists its product as uncharacterized. Gene Ontology annotation, biological process: DNA integration. The record is from RefSeq and is a predicted model, not a curated record. The transcript is spliced from 5 exons. Bases 1 to 1335 code for a protein of 444 amino acids. Lineage: Eukaryota; Viridiplantae; Streptophyta; Magnoliopsida; Solanales; Solanaceae. Gene Ontology annotation, molecular function: nucleic acid binding.
AUGCCGUUUGGUCUUUGUAAUGCACCUGCCACUUUCCAGAGGUGCAUGAUGGCUAUUUUUACUAAUAUGGUGAAAACAUUUGUGGAAGUCUUUAUGGAUGAUUUUUCAUUCUUUGGGUCUUCUUAUGAUGAUUGUUUGAAGAAUUUGGGCAAGGUGUUGGCCCGUUGUGAAGAAAUAAAUCUAGUGUUGAAUUGGGAAAAGUGCCAUUUUAUGGUGCAAGAAGGCAUUGUAUUAGGUCAUAGAGUGUCAAAGAGCGGCAUUGAAGUUGAUAUGGCGAAGGAUGUAACUUUCAAUUUUGAUGAAGCCUGCCUUAAGGCAUUUGAAGAGCUCAAAAAGCAGUUGGUGGCUGCCCUUAUUAUUGCAACACCGGAUUGGUCCUUACGAUUUGAACUUAUGUGUGAUGCAAGAAUUUUAUGUAGAAAUACAAGAUCAAAGGGCACAGAGAACCAAGUAGCGGAUCAUCUAUCAAGGCUAGAAAAUCAUGACCACGUGGAAGAGGGUGGACAAAUUAAAGAGGCAUUUUCUGAUGAGCAACUUUUUGCUAUCACCCAAGACCCUCCCCUAUGGAGAUGCAUUCCAGAAAAGGAGGUGGAAUUAGUGUUGUAUGAUUGUCACGCCUCACCUUAUGGGGGCCAUCAUGAAGGUGAUAAGACAGCUGCAAAGAGGCAUGAGAUGCCUUUGAAUAAUAUCCUGGAGGUCGAGAUUUUUGAUGUGUGGGGGAUAGAUUUUAUGGGACCAUUCCCAUUAUCCAGAGGAAACAAAUAUAUCUUGCUAGAAGUUGACUACAUGUCAAAAUGGGUAGAGGCGAUCGUAUCACCAACAAAUGAUGCCAUGGUGGUAGCUGCGUUUGUCAAGAAGAACAUAUUCUCGAGGUUUGAGACUCCACGUGCCUUGAUUAGUGAUGAAGGGACACAUUUUUACAAUCGGUCGUUGAAUAACCUUCUAGCAAAAUAUGGGGUCUGCCAUAGAGUUGCCACGACAUAUCAUCCGCAGACAAUUGGACAAGUUGAGGUGUCCAACAGAGAAAUAAAGCAAAUAUUAGAGAAAAGAAUGAGUGUGAAUAGGAAGGAUUUGGCUGCAAAGUUAGAUAAUGCCUUGUGGGCAUAUAGAACUGCAUACAAAACACCAAUUGGGGUGUCGCCGUAUAAGCUUGUUUAUGGGAAGGCAUGUCACUUGCCUGUUGAACUUGAAUACAAAGCGUACUGGGCCGUUAAAAAGUUGAAUAUGGACCCUGAAGCCGCAGGCGAGAAGAGAAUCUUGUAUUUGAAUGAGUUAGAUGAGUUCAGGCUGCACUCUUAUGAAAAUGCUAAGCUGUACAAAGAGAAAACGAAAUGA